Molecule: messenger RNA, 1053 nt
Organism: Anthostomella pinea
Lineage: Eukaryota; Fungi; Ascomycota; Sordariomycetes; Xylariales; Xylariaceae
Source: the annotation of a GenBank genome assembly
AUGUCAUCCUCAACAUCUCAGCUCAACGUGAGCUUCGCCAUUACGCGGAUAAGAGUCCUGGUGGUGCUCUUCCUGGCCAUCACGUGGCUGAUCGCCAGCAUCCUGCAUGACUACACGCCCACGAUCAAGCAGCACGUCAAGACGCGGCUAGGCGAGGCGCGGCAGAAGAUCCCCAAGGUCAAGAUCGACUGGCACGUUGCGCCCGACUCGGACCCGCGCGACCGGUACAACGCGUCCAAGGUGGCGCUGCUGAUCGAGCCGCGCCCCGUGCCGCACCUGGUGCCGCAGAUCCUGCACAUGAUCUCGGUGGUGCCGCCGGACUGGCGAUUUUUAUUUGUCGGGUCCAACCGGUCCGUCGUGAGCGUCGCCCGCAGCUACGCCACCCGCCACCAGCAGGCCGUCGGCAAGCUGGACCUCAUGGUCCUGCCGGACCCCUGGGAGAUCGACAGCAAGGAGAGCGUCCACCGCCUGCUGACUGAUGUUCGGUUUUAUGACGAGUUCCUGCCCGGCGUCGAGUGGAUCCUCAAGUACGAGUAUGAUAGCAUCCUGUGCGCCAACUCAGGCACGAGCUUGAAUGAGUGGCUGCAUUGGGAUUGGGCGGGCGCGCCGCGGACGGCAGACGACCACUUCUCGGGCAAUGGCGGCCUGUCGAUCCGGCGCGUAUCGGCCAUCAAGCGCGUGCUCAAGUUCCAGGAGCGCUACAACGACACCGCCCCCGAAGACGAGUGGUUCGGCACGCGCGUGUGGGUGCUCCCGGGCGCCAACGUGGCCUCUGGUGAGACAGGCCAGCUGGCCGUCGAGGACACCUACAUCCCCAACGCCAUGGGCUUCCACGUCCGCGACGGCGGGCAAGGGCUGGCCGGAGCCAUGAUGUGGCGAGACCGCGAGCGGCGCAGGGAGGUUUUUGAAUAUUGUCCUGAGUUGAGUCUUAUUAUGGACAUGAAGCUCGAGGUCGAGCGCUGCGACGGCGAUAAUGGCGAUGGCACCAUGACGAUUCCGGAGGUGGCGGCUGCGGCUGCUGGGGUCUCGUCUGAGGAGCAGCCGCCGUCUUGA